AUGGCAACUGCUGAAGAACGAUUCCGAUCUGAACUUGCCAGCUAUCAAGUGAAGUCUUUCGACAUCAGACUCUCUGAUGGACGUGAAGCGGACUCUGACGUUCCUCUGUCGUCUCUUGGUGAUCCACUAGCUAUUGUCUGUCGGUUGCAUAAACUGACUGCGGAAAUGGUAUAUAAGAAUAGAACAGGAGGUCCUUGUGAUCGUGCCGAUGUGCUAAAGUGCAUUGCUAAAUUCGAUGCAUCUGGCGUACUCGACCUUUCGUCAGCUGCAUCAGAAGGCCUCUGGCUUGGUAGAAGACGUCCUCAAAGCUGUUGUAGAUGCGAACCGUUCUAUCUCACUAAUGGUGUUCUGUCUUCUCUGGCAUUGGUAUUGCCCCAUGUAGAAAAAUUCAGCUGCAAAUAUGCAGGGUUUAUUGACAGCCAUCUUACGUCGCUAGAUUUGGGUUCGCUCCCUCUACGUUCGAUUGAUCUCUCUCAUAACGAGUUCAGUUCGGGUUUUGCUCUUUCCCAUUCUCUUCUGGCCAAUUGCUCUCAACUAACAGAACUACGUAUCAGCGAUUUGGAAAUAACAUCCGGUGAAGAAGCACUUGUAUCGGCUGGUUGCCUAAAUCUUCAGCAGUUGGACGUCUCCUUUAAUAGUUUCAUUCAAGGAAGUACUGUAGAAAGUUUGCUGUCAUCAUGCGAGAGUCUUACCAGUCUUCGAAUAGAUGGCUGUGAUCUGAGUGGCGUUUCUUUUGUGUCCACGUGGUUACCCAGCCUUCGUGAAUUGUCGAUGGUCGGCUGCCGUGUGACGGACUUCGAUUCGCUAAUCGAGUGGAUGAGCAUGGGAUGUGUUAAGCAGCUGGACCUUUCCGCCACAGACAUCGCCUUGUGUCACGUACGUACGUUGGUCGAGUCACGUCUGAUGUGCCCUGCCAUAGUAGUUCGACUCGUCAGAUGUCGUGAGGUAGAGCGUGAUCCUCGAGCAUUUGCCGAUAUGGUUCUAGCUUUCGUCACUGAUCACUCCUUUCCACUUCGCUUCGGUUUCUCCGCUCAGUUUGCUUCUUCUAUCCAAGCAAUUACUGCCUUUGCUUCUAAUUUCCUCAUCUAA
Cooperia oncophora is the source of this 1089-nucleotide messenger RNA. The record is from the annotation of a GenBank genome assembly. NCBI's taxonomy places the organism in Eukaryota, Metazoa, Nematoda, Chromadorea, Rhabditida, Trichostrongylidae.